Ustilago hordei is the source of this 1359-nucleotide messenger RNA. RefSeq lists its product as uncharacterized. Gene Ontology annotation, cellular component: mitochondrion. Gene Ontology annotation, molecular function: pyruvate dehydrogenase (acetyl-transferring) kinase activity. The record is from RefSeq and is a predicted model, not a curated record. The coding region runs from base 1 to 1359 and encodes 452 amino acids. Gene Ontology annotation, biological process: regulation of glucose metabolic process; protein phosphorylation. The transcript has a single exon. Lineage: Eukaryota; Fungi; Basidiomycota; Ustilaginomycetes; Ustilaginales; Ustilaginaceae.
AUGGUCCAAUUCGGUCGCAAUCCAAAUCCAGGCACCAUUCUACAAGCAGGCAGCUUCCUUGCUGAAGAACUUCCCAUCCGACUCGCACAUCGUGUCAAGGAGCUCGACGAACUUCCACAUGACCUCUCCAAGAUGUCCUCGAUCGUCAAGGUCAAGAAUUGGUAUGCGCAGUCCUUCGAAGAGCUUGUCAACUUUCCCAAACCACAACUCUCUGAUUCAGUUCAAAAGCUGCUGCAAAAUGCUUCGAGGAACGCAGAGCCUCUUCCAGAGUCCAAGCCAAAUCCGAGUCUGCUCGAGUCAGCGACCAUCAGCGACAGCGAAAAUGGCCUUGCCAAAGCACUUGUGCCCAAGAACAAUGGAAACGGCAAGAAUGGCAACGGUUCAAGAUCAAGAGCACUGCUCGAACACCGCUACUAUGCCAACCUUCCGGAUCACCAGUGGCCUAGCGAGAUCGAGCAGUACAACGAGGAUUUCACGAAAGCACUCGAAAAGAUCAAAAAGAGGCACGAUGCCGUCGUUACCACUAUUGCACAGGGUGUGCUUGAAUACAAACGUUCAAGAAAGGCCAACACGCUCCAAGCUGACGUGCAGGCCUUCUUGGAUCGUUUCUACCUCUCGCGUAUCGGCAUCCGUAUCUUGAUUGGACAGCACAUCGCCCUCAGUCGAUCAUCACAGCGACCUUCCUCCAAACUGAUUGGUAGCGGCGGCAGCUCCAGCAACAGCGGCGACUACUCGCUGUCCGAUCAGAUCGCUCGUGUCAAGGUCGAUGGCAACCAGGAGCACGAGCAGUACGUCGGCAUAAUCUGCACCAACACCAACGUCGGCGCCAUGGCACACGAAGCUAUUGAGAAUGCAAGAUUCGUCUGCGAGGAGCACUACGGACUCUUCAAGGGUCCACCUGUCCAGCUCGUCUGCCCACCAGAUCUCACGUUCAUGUACGUGCCAAGCCACUUGAACCACAUGCUCUUUGAGCUGCUCAAGAACUCGCUCCGUGCCGUAGUGGAGCGGUACGGGGUUGAUCAGGAGGACAACUUCCCACCCAUCAAGGUCAUCGUCGUUGAAGGCAAGGAGGAUAUCACGAUCAAGAUCAGCGACGAAGGAGGAGGAAUCCCACGCAGCGAGAUGCCACUCGUAUGGACCUACAUGUACACCACCGCACAGUCAGAAGACUUGGACCCCGAGUUCAACGCGUCCGACUUCAAAGCGCCAAUGGCUGGUUUCGGUUACGGUCUGCCGCUGGCACGUCUCUACGCACGUUACUUCGGUGGUGACCUGAAGCUGAUCUCAAUGGAAGGCUACGGAACGGAUGUCUACCUGCACCUCAAUCGACUCUCUUCGAGUAGCGAGCCGCUGCCGUAG